Messenger RNA from Helobdella robusta, 690 nucleotides. RefSeq lists its product as hypothetical. The transcript is spliced from 7 exons. Lineage: Eukaryota; Metazoa; Annelida; Clitellata; Rhynchobdellida; Glossiphoniidae. The record is from RefSeq and is a predicted model, not a curated record. The coding region runs from base 1 to 690 and encodes 229 amino acids.
AUGGCUCGAGAAUUUAAACUUCAUCAUCAUGUAAAUGAACUUAUGACAAAUUUGAGAGUUGCUUCUACUUCAGAAGGUCCAGGUGCUGAGGUGUUGACAGAGGUUUUGGAAAAAAGCAUUUCUCCAUUUGUGAGCACACAGGUAUCAACUCAAAAAGCCAUUAAAAAAUUAUCUGAUCAAUCUAAUCAGCCCAAUGAGUUCGUUUCAAAAUACGAGCAGCUAAAAUCAAAAAAUUUGAGGGAGUUAGACCCUUUGAUUCAUCUGAUGUCCCGUCUCAGUGCUGAUGCACAGAUUAAAUCAAUGCUGAAAAAAGCAAAGGACUCAAAGUCUGAAUCAAAAUUGACUUCACUACAAUCAUCAACCGUGAAGGUGACCACCCAACCUCAAUCAACAUUGAGCUCUGAAGGAUUGAAAAAGCUUUCCGAAGAGAUACAGGCAGAACUGAAAAAGAAGACAACGAAGGAAUCUUCCUUGGUGAAUAUUGAGACCAUCAAAAUUGAUUCAAAUAAGGAUAAAGAUAAAAAAGGGGCCUCAAAACUUUCAUUAUUUCCUAAGUGGAUAGAAGGUCGACCAAAUCUUUCGCUGGAUUUUUUGCCAACCAAUGCCGACGAUUUUGUGAGUUCUUACUGGAUCGUUCAAAAUUCUUCAUUUUAUAUAAAACCAAUUUAUUUUGGAUUUUUUAAAAUAUAA